Drosophila navojoa is the source of this 923-nucleotide messenger RNA. RefSeq lists its product as uncharacterized. The record is from RefSeq and is a predicted model, not a curated record. NCBI's taxonomy places the organism in Eukaryota, Metazoa, Arthropoda, Insecta, Diptera, Drosophilidae.
AUGGCGCUGCGUUCUGGAGUUAUAAUACCUUUCCAAUUUGGUGAUAUUAAAAAAUUGCUCAUGUUUGGCGUGCCAGAGGAGAAGCGAAAUUUAAGCUUAUGGGAGAUGAAGAAUGUUGUGCGCGCUGCAUUCGGCAUUUAUGACUUUGAGUUUCGUAAUAAGAAGAUCGACUUUGACAUUCCGGAUGAGCUGCUAUUACACUAUUUGGCUCAACGGCAUGAUCUAACAAAUUUUGUUAUCGAAAUAAGGCAAGUGAACGAUGGCGACUUGGACAACAAUGUGCUUCAUUCCCAAUGCCGCAGCAGUGCUCAAAAGCUACUCAACGUAUUGCCCACACCAGAGGAGCCCACAAAACUGUGCCAGAGCAAGGCUAGUGGUGGUGCUGCAUCUGCGCAGCUGGGCAUGCCCGCCUCUGUUCCGCAGAAUCAGCAGCAGCAGCAGCAGCAGCAACAACAACAACAACUAGGCGUCAACAUGGCUUCAAACCAAACGGACCCAAAUAAGACUCGACAACGCAAGCAACGCAUGACAAAGUACCAGAAGGACCUCUACGUGCACUUUCUGCAACAGAAUAAAAUCAUCAACGAAUAUCCACGCAACUAUCCCAUUCUCGACAAGUACUGGCAUCAGUUGGCAAAAGUAUUGAACGCCGCGCCCCAGGGCGCGGUCAAAACUGUGCCUGAGUGGAGGCAGUCCUUUGAUAAUUGGCGUUAUCGCGUCUAUGCGUAUGCGCGCUACAAUUCGAAGCUGCAGGGCGAGGAGGCACAGAAUCCGCGCAACUUUAAGCCGCUAACACAAACCGACAAAGAGGCGUACACUAUGUGGAUACUCAAUCCGGACACUGCGCCGCCGGAUUUAAAGAACAUGCGCAAUGUGUUCUGCAACAUGGAUGAGAAUGCGCCGCAGGAGGACUAAAAGAAAGC